CAUCAUCUCCUCCUCCUCCCCUGCAAUAUCUCUCAUCAAACUCUCCAUUAUCUCCUCUUCUCACUUAAAAAACUCAACUCAGACACCUCUCUCUUUCUCACCUGCAACAGUAAGGAGAUGGCUACGAUGAACUCAAGUGUGUUGGCUUGCAACUACGCGAUCUCCGCUGCAUCAGAGCCGAGCUUGAAGCUUACGCCCGCGGCUUCGACCGCUGCAGCUUCGUCUUCUUAUCCGAGACAGCUGGUGAUUAAGGCCCAGCAAUCUCAGGCUGGAGAAGAUAAGAAAGGCGAGGGGCGUAGGGCCGCGCUUCUUGGCCUCGCUGCUGCGGCUUUUACCGCAGUUUCAGCUACUCCGCACGCCAAAGCCAGUGUCUUCGAUGAGUAUCUCGAGAAGAGCAAGGCUAACAAGGAGCUGAACGACAAGAAGAGGCUGGCUACGAGCGGCGCGAACUUCGCUCGUGCGUACACCGUUGAAUUUGGCACGUGCCAGUUCCCGCAGAACUUCACCGGAUGCCACGAUUUGGCUAAAAAAAAGAAAGUUCCAUUCAUCUCUGACGACUUGGAGAUCGAGUGCGAAGGGAAGGAUAAGUUCAAGUGCGGAUCGAACGUCUUCUGGAAAUGGUGAUUUAAUCCUUCUUAUUUAUGUAAUUUACUAGUCCAAAGCUCAAACUUUUUCGCUUCAAUUGAUCUUCGUAUUUUCUGUCUCCUCCCUCUUUCCUGGAUUUGUAUGUAACCUUUUCUCUUCUCUUCUUCGUUGUACCGUGAUCGCUAGUAAAAUGAGUUGUUGUAUAAGUUGGGUCUCCAAAUAAUCUGAGCUAAUUAAUCCUUCUUGGAUUAUGCUUGAA
This is a messenger RNA of Ananas comosus (pineapple), 844 nucleotides long. Its product is annotated as photosystem I reaction center subunit N, chloroplastic. NCBI's taxonomy places the organism in Eukaryota, Viridiplantae, Streptophyta, Magnoliopsida, Poales, Bromeliaceae. Gene Ontology annotation, biological process: photosynthesis. The transcript is spliced from 3 exons. The record is from RefSeq and is a predicted model, not a curated record. Gene Ontology annotation, cellular component: chloroplast photosystem I. The coding region runs from base 118 to 624 and encodes 168 amino acids.